ACCCCUCGACAUGCAAAACAACGACAAGAAAAAUACGUUUUUCAAUCUCUUCCCCAACAAUCAGCCACCGAACCAGGGGUUCUCUUUGGGUACCGGCAACAAGGACAGUAGCAGUGGAUUGUUCGGCAACACGAGUAAUUUUGGGAGCGGACAGAGCGGUACGGGUGGCGGUUUGUUCGGCACCAACACUGGACUCGGUUCUCAAAUGAACACCGGCAGCAAUUUUAUGGGCAAUCAGGGACCUGCACCGAGCACCAACAUGGGACAGACUGGUGGAUUGUUCAACACGCCGGGUACGGGGUUGAGCGGUACCACAGGCACAACUCCAUUCGGUUUACCGAAUGCAGCUAACACCAACAACUCUUUUUUGGGAACACAGGGUGUUGGUGCCAACCAAACAGCGAAUACGGCUGGCAGUGUUUUUGGCACGACGGGCAGCGGACUGUUCGGCUCUCAGGCUGCCAAUCAGAGCACCUCUGCAAGUGGUGGGCUGGGUGUUGGUCCGUUCGGUGCGCAACGCGCGGGUGCAUCAUCACAACCGAACAACACCGGACUGUUCGGCGCACCAAAUCAGAACGGGGCCGGUGCUGGUCUUUUUAAGACACAGACACAGCCAAGUGCGGUCACGACCGGCUUGUAUGGCAUGCAGCCGCAGGCAACUGCGCCAAGUGGCUCUGUGUUUGGCGGAGUUCCACAAAAUACGGUGGGGACCGGGCCGUUAAGUGCCCAGCAAGGAGCAACACCGUAUGGAACACAAGCACAGGGCAUCACUGGUACGGCAGUAUGCGGGCCCGCACAGCCUGCUGUUGUAGCAAAUUCUGGCGGCAUUGCCGGCACAAGUGCACUAGGCGGUCAUACCGCCGAUGCUACCGUUCAGCAGCCCCUAUCCGGUGGCCCUUUAGGUGCUACUACCGCACAGCCUAUCGAUGCAUUUGGCAGGGCAACGAUACAUCCGGGCUCCAUUGGCGGAAAUGUCUUUGGGUCGAAGGAUGCUCCUGCUCCGAGCACAACCGGUACUAACCUAUUCUCUGCUUCCAAACCAGUUGCAGCACAGCCGUCCAUGGCACCACAAAGUGCAGCAGCUGCACAGCAGCCGCUGGGCACAUCUGCACACGCAGCGGCUGAGAUGGUAGAUGGCAACACCUACGUCGACAUAACAAGCGUGCCCCUCAACUUUCGCCAGAAAUCCUUUAACGAGAUCCUGGCAGAAAUCAGCGCUGAGCUGGAAAAGGACGUAAAAUUCUUCAAAAAGAAGGCCGAGGAGGUCUUCGCUCAGGACGAGAAGAUAAUAAGGGCACGCAACAAUUAUGUCAAACUGUUAGAUCGGUUGAAAGCCGAGGAGGACAAGAUCAAUGAGCUUGAGGAGAACGUAGAAUUUCUCUUCAAGUGGCUUGAAUCGAUGAAGAUCGAUGACAGCGUGAAGUAUUUGAAUGAGCUUGAGCAGUGCUACGAUGAGUUUAUGGAUGGCGUGAUGCAGCAGAAGAACAUUGAGGAUGAGAUUGCCGGUAUCAUCAACGAGAACAUGAAGCUGAUCAGCAUAAUUGAUGAGGAUUUGGAGUGUAUGGAGAGUAUGAAAUGAAGAUUUGAAUAAAAGUAUAAAUGUAUUAUUUUGAUGGUGGAGAUGCUGUGAUCAGUUCAAGUUACGUUUUCUAUGCCGUGUAAUUGAUGCAGUACGAUGAGCUGAUAGACUGUGUGUAUGGCGUGGUGUUUGACCACAGAUCGUAAUUUUGACGUGUUAUCGUGCACGGUUGAGUUUUACGGGCAACACAAUGUAAAAAUAGUAAUGAGCUACGUUUCACCGUUCUUUGUUGCGAAUUAAAAAUUGUGUUGCUCGUAAAUGAUCAGAUAAUGGGGAGACAGCAAUAAAAUCAUAUUCAUUUUAUGUGCAGCACCGUUCUUGACUUUGACUGCUGAGAGUGGUGUAUAAAAUUUUGAGGAGAUGAUGCGUAAAAUUUGGAGA
Molecule: messenger RNA, 1960 nt
Organism: Vavraia culicis subsp. floridensis
Lineage: Eukaryota; Fungi; Microsporidia; Pleistophoridae
Exons: 1
Coding region: 11-1579 (522 amino acids)
Source: RefSeq, a predicted model, not a curated record